Messenger RNA from Galleria mellonella (greater wax moth), 1047 nucleotides. RefSeq names its product cubilin. Gene Ontology annotation, cellular component: plasma membrane. The coding region runs from base 31 to 1047 and encodes 338 amino acids. The record is from RefSeq and is a predicted model, not a curated record. NCBI's taxonomy places the organism in Eukaryota, Metazoa, Arthropoda, Insecta, Lepidoptera, Pyralidae. The transcript has 9 exons.
CCAGUUCAAUUAAGGCGAUGUCGUAUCGCGAUGGGACGGCGUGGUAGUGCAAUGGAGUUGUCAGCCACGUUGCUCGUGCUCCUACAUCUAUCGAUGAAUGUCGUCGACGAAGGAUAUGCUGUCAAUCCCAGUUGUACAUGUCUUCGGUUCACGUCCACGUACGGCAAGGAGCGUGGUACGUUCAGCAGCCCCGACUACCCGCGGCCGUACCCGGCGCGGAUCGACUGCCUGCUCUACACCUUCGUCGCGGCGCCGCACCAAAUCGUCGAGCUCGUGUUCACAGACUUCGACAUUUACAAGGAGCAUCUUGACUGUGUCCGUGGUGAUUAUCUAAAGGUGUAUUGGGAAGUGCAGGGCCCGGGGCCACCUGGCGCUAUCAAUGAGCGCUCAGCUUGGGCCAAGGAGUUGUGUGGUAGCAGAACUGACGCACCGCCGGCCCUGUACUCGCCAGGGCCGGCGAUGGUGCUCGAGUUCCAUACUGGCCUGAAGCAAAACAACGCGACGGGCUUCGUGGGCACAUAUAACUUUAUUGAUAGACGUCUGUUUGAGACAGAUGGCGUGCGUGUACCUGGAACGGAAUGCGACAAUCAGUUCAGCCGGUCCGGCAACCGGCCGACACACGGCCGCCUGUACAGUCCUCGUUACCCGUCCAUCUACCCGAACAAUGUGCGGUGUUCCUAUCAUUUUCACGCGAGAGCGAAAGAACGAGUGAAAGUGGUAUUUGAAGAAGUAUCUCUUCAAAAAGGAGAUAUUAGUUGUCUACGUCGUGCUGAUAUCAUCAAAGUAUUUGACGGUAGAGACACAAAUGCUCCAGCUAUUGCUAUGUUGUGUAAUGAGCUUACAGGAUACGAGGUGCUAUCAACAGGUCCUGCAUUACUUCUACAGUUCACAGCAAACUCAGCCACCCCAGGACAAGGUUUCGCCGCCACAUUUCAUUUUCAACCACCGCCAGAUUCCACGGCAGCCGAUUCUGACCGCCUCUUGAAGCUCAGUUUUGGAAAAGCCUUCGAAUCUCUCGGUCCAGAAGUAAGCGCUACAAGUAAGUAA